This is a messenger RNA of Syzygium oleosum, 2388 nucleotides long. RefSeq names its product granule-bound starch synthase 1, chloroplastic/amyloplastic-like. The record is from RefSeq and is a predicted model, not a curated record. The transcript is spliced from 14 exons. Gene Ontology annotation, molecular function: alpha-1,4-glucan glucosyltransferase (UDP-glucose donor) activity. Bases 18 to 1895 code for a protein of 625 amino acids. Lineage: Eukaryota; Viridiplantae; Streptophyta; Magnoliopsida; Myrtales; Myrtaceae.
AAUGUUUUGCGUAGAUUAUGGCGAUCGUGUGCAGCAUCUCUCCCCUAAUGGCGUCUGUGAGUGCUGCUCGAUUCGUCUCUGGGAGUUCUUACCUUGGCUCUGCGGGAGCAACUGGGUCAGAUUCCAAAACAGUAUUGACCCACAAUGACCUGAAAAACCAACCAAUGACACACUGUGGCUUGAGGUCCUUGAACAAAUUGGAUAAGCUGCAGAUUAGGACUAACGUAAGGGCAGCUAGCAGACAAUCAAGAAGAAAGGCAUUAAAGACUGAGGUUGCGAGCCCCUCAGGAGUUAUUAAAUGUGGAACUGGGAUGAAUUUAAUUUUUGUAGGUGCAGAAGUUGGUCCGUGGAGCAAAACUGGUGGACUUGGUGAUGUUCUUGGAGGACUUCCGCCAGCUAUGGCCGCAAUUGGUCAUCGAGUCAUGACUGUAUGCCCUCGCUACGAUCAGUAUAAAGAUGCUUGGGAUACAGAGGUGCCGGCCAAGAUUAAAGUCGGUGAUAGAAUGGAAACCGUUCGCUUCUACCACUGCUAUAAAAGAGGAGUUGAUCGUGUCUUUGUAGAUCACCCCAUGUUCCUCGAAAAAGUAUGGGGGAAAACUGGAUCCAAGAUUUAUGGUCCCCAGGCUGGAAAGGACUAUGUCGAUAACCAACUUAGAUUCAGCUUGCUAUGCCAGGCAGCUCUGGAAGCACCUCGAGUUUUAAACUUGAACCUCAGCAAGUACUUCUCAGGACCAUAUGGGGAGGAUGUUGUUUUUAUCGCUAAUGAUUGGCACACUGCUCUUGUCCCCUGCUACUUAAAAUCAAUGUACAAGCCUAGAGGAAUCUACAAAAAUGCAAAGGUUGCUUUCUGUAUCCACAACAUCGCAUACCAGGGCAGAUUCGCAUAUGCAGACUUCUCAUUGUUGAACCUUCCGGACCGGUUCAGGGCAUCCUUCGAUUUCAUUGACGGCUACGACAAGCCCGUGAAGGGCAGGAAGAUUAAUUGGAUGAAGGCUGGAAUACUAGAAUCGGACAGGGUUGUAACAGUGAGUCCAUACUAUGCAGAGGAACUCGUCUCUGGCAUAGAAAAAGGUGUAGAAUUGGAUAAUAUCUGCAGAAUGACCGGCGUCACUGGUAUUGUCAAUGGCAUGGAUGUCCAAGAGUGGAAUCCAUUGUCGGACAAGUACAUUGACGUCAAAUACGACGCUACAAAUGUGAUGCAAGCGAAGCCCCUACUGAAGGAAGCACUGCAAGCUCAUGUUGGAUUGCCAAUUGAUAGAAAUAUCCCUGUAAUAGGCUUCAUUGGCCGGCUUGAAGAGCAGAAAGGUUCCGAUAUUCUCGCGCAAGCAAUUCCUCAGUUCAUCGGCGAAGAUGUCCAGAUAAUUGUCCUAGGCACUGGGAAGAAACACAUGGAGAAACAACUUGCAGAGCUCGAGAUCAAGUACCCUAACAACGCCAGGGGAGUCGCGAAAUUCAGUGUUCCCCUUGCUCAUAUGAUCACAGCUGGUGCCGACUUUAUGUUGGUACCAAGUAGAUUUGAGCCAUGCGGUCUCAUUCAGCUGCACGCCAUGAGAUAUGGAACGGUACCAAUCGUGGCAUCCACCGGUGGCCUUGUCAACACGGUAGUAGAAGGUUAUACCGGAUUCCAAAUGGGCGCCUUCAAUGUUGAGUGCGAAACUGUUGAUCCUGCUGAUGUAGCAGCGAUAGCAAAGACCGUCAAAAGGGCACUAGCAACUUACGGCACCCCUGCUUUGAAGGAGAUGAUUGGAAACUGCAUGGCUCAAGAUCUCUCCUGGAAGGGACCGGCAAAGAACUGGGAGAAACUGCUGUUGAGUCUCGAGGUCGCGAGCAGCGAACCUGGAGUCGACGGGGAGGAGAUUGCUCCUCUGGCGAAAGAGAAUGUGGCCACUCCUUAAGCUUGGUCAGCUUCCAAUACCUGCUAUUCAGUAUGUUCCAAUGAACUAACCAACUACCCUAACGGCUGACUACAAGAAACAAAACAGUUUCCCUCAUCAAAAAGAAAAAAAAAAACCCUAAUGGCGAUCUUACAUAAAAGCCCUCUUUUGUCCCUUAUUCUUUUGGUGCAAAUAUAAAAGCUUAUCAUUGACUGUUACUGCAUAACGUCACAAUGUCAAGCUUGCUGUUGCCGACCAGCACUCAAAGAAGGUGAUGGAUGUUGCCCUAUCGAAUGUCGAAAUUAGCUAUGUUCAGAGGGCAAUGAGAAUGGAAGGGCCUAGACAAAUCUAUGUUCAAUCUGUCAUGUGUUACAUAGAACGUUUCUCUGAAGUAGUUAUAUGUCGCAUUGAAGGUAUGCGACUGUGGAGAGAAUUGUACUUGUGACACAAAUGAUAGCAAUGUACCCCAUUUGCCACAGCGGAAAAAUGACCUUCGACUGUUUAUGAUCUACAA